ACAACACUGCUGUAUCCCCCCCCAAAUAGCAAUGGUCGUACUGGCGGUCCUAGUUCUCAUGGUGCUGGUCAGCGUCCACGCAACUGCUCUCAAUGUGCGGGUGAAGAGGAGGCCUGGAGAUCAACCACCUCAAGGAGAGUGUUCCAACUUCUGGCUGGGUGGAAUUUCUAAGCUGCACUUUUACACCUGCUGCAAUAACCUGGAUGAAGGUCCUCAUCCCUAUUGCGAUGGUCGUACCUAUCAACGAGCAUCUAAAGAAUCCUACUGUAAGCCCGGUGGGUUCGACGGCGGGAACGGUAAACAACACGAAUCCUACCGUUGUGGAGGAUGUGACGGACAGACACAGGUUGCUAAGAAAUGCGAGCCAUGGCCUUCACUGGAUGUUGUAGGAACAUGCUGGGUGUUCACAAAGUGCUUCACAGACUACUGCGAGGAGCGGUACCGACUGAAGGGUUUGAACCUCGCAGUAGGAGAUGGGUCAAGGAUGCCAGACACCUGCUACAACGGAAAGUGUGAUGUCGGAGAAACUACAGACAACUGCCCAGUCGACUGCUGCUACAAGAAAAACAAACACUGUACCUGGAGUAACAAAUGUGUGCCUCAGUUUUGUGCCACGCCGUCUUGUGAAAAUGGAUGUGAUGGUAUCCUUAUACUGCUGGGACUACAACCAUCUACAUCCUGAUUGUUGCUCUGCUAGUGCUGGGUGUAUAGGCUGGAGGGGAGGUCAAGACGCUACGUAAUUCCAUCACUGUUUCUACAUACAACAGCUAACAUUGUCGUUGUUGUGUUAAGUAUCCCACUAAUGUUCAUGAUGAUAUAUUCUUUGUUGUUUAUCGCCACACAUAGUAACUUUCCAGCUAUAUGGUGGUGGUCUGUAAAUAAUCAAGUCUGGAUCAAGAACUAUCUACACAGUUUGGAUACGAAGACCACGCCGUCUUGUGAAAAUGGAGGUGAUGGUAUCCUUAGAGCUGGGACUACAACUAUCAACAUCCUGAUUGUUGCUCUGCUGGGGCUGGGUGUAUAGGCUGGAGGGUCACUGCUGGGACUACAUCUAUCAACAUCCUGAUUGUUGCUCUGCUAGUGCUGGGUGUAUAGACUGGAGGGGAGGUCAAGGCGCCGAGUACAUCCAAUAAAUAACAUCAUCGUU
Molecule: messenger RNA, 1147 nt
Organism: Haliotis rubra (blacklip abalone)
Lineage: Eukaryota; Metazoa; Mollusca; Gastropoda; Lepetellida; Haliotidae
Exons: 2
Coding region: 32-682 (216 amino acids)
Source: RefSeq, a predicted model, not a curated record